UCACUUCUCUCUUCUUUCCUCAUCCUUUCACCAUUCACACACCCCCAAAAUCCCUAGCAACCAAAUAAAACCCUCCAUUCUCUCUCCAGCAUCUCACUUCUCCAUUUCCAUUUUUCUUCAGAUCUCUCUUCUCUCUCUCCCUCUCUCCCACCCACAUUUCCUCUCUUUCUCCAUUUUAACACCUCCCUGAAGCUUUCCACUGAUGUCUGCGCUGACAUGAGGCAAAACGGAGCUCCAUCUUUCUGCUUCUUCCUCGCUUCUGUUUUACUCGCCGCAUUCUCGUUUUCCGGCUCCGCUGCCGGCUUCAGGGUUUCCGAUAAUGGCCCGUUGUCGGACUCCGAGGUGCACUACAUCCAGCGCCGCCAGCUGCUGUACUAUCGCGACGAGUUCGGCGACCGCGGCGAGCGGGUCGCGGUUGACCCGUCGUUGACGUUCGAGAACGACAGGAUCCGCAACGCCUACAUCGCUCUCCAGGCCUGGAAGCAGGCCAUCAUCUCGGAUCCGCGCAACACCACGGCCAAUUGGGUGGGGUCAAGCGUCUGCAACUACACCGGCGUCUUCUGCGCGCCGGCGCCGGAUAAUCCUAAAAUUCGGACCGUCGCCAGCAUUGACCUCAACCACGACGACAUUGCCGGAUACCUCCCGGAGGAGCUCGGCCUGCUCGCAGAUCUAGGCGUUUUCCACAUCAAUUCCAACCGUUUCUGCGGCACCAUCCCUAAGAAGUUCAAAAACCUGAAGAUUCUCUUCGAGCUUGACCUCAGCAACAAUCGCUUCGCCGGUAAAUUCCCUUACGUCGUUCUCAGCUUGCCUAGAUUGAUCUAUUUAGACAUCCGGUUCAAUGAAUUUGAGGGAACCGUACCGUCGGAGCUCUUCGAUAAGCCCUUGGACGCUAUCUUCAUUAACCACAACCGCUUCGCCUUUGAAUUGCCGGAUAAUUUCGGUAAUUCUCCGGUGUCUGUGAUUGUACUGGCGAAUAAUAAGUUCCACGGCUGUGUGCCGUCGAGUAUCGGGAAUAUGAGUAAUCUGAAUGAGAUUAUUUUGAUGAAUAAUGGAUUGCGGUCGUGUUUUCCGCCGGAAAUUGGGAUGUUGAAGAAUGUGACGGUGUUUGACGUCAGCUUUAACCAACUUUUGGGGCCGUUGCCGGAGAAGAUUGGGGAGAUGGUUAGCUUGGAGCAGUUCAAUGUAGGGCAUAACAUGCUGUCCGGGACGAUACCGCAGAGUAUAUGUAAGCUUCCCAGGCUUGAGAAUUUUACUUACUCUUAUAACUUCUUUACCGGUGAACCGCCGGCUUGUUUGGCGUUGCCGGCGUUUGAUGAUCGCCGGAAUUGCUUGCCGACACGGCCCAAUCAGCGGUCUGCUGCUCAGUGUAAGGCGUUCUUGUCGAAGAAAAUUCAUUGCGGGGCUUUUAGGUGUAAAAAGUUUGUUCCGACUUUUCCGCCGCCUCCUCCGCCUUCUCCUCCGCCUCCGGUUUUUGUUCCGGUUUCUCCGCCGCCUCCUCCACCGGUUUAUUCACCACCUCCGCCGGUUUAUUCUCCUCCUCCUCCCCCACCUUCACCGCCUCCACCGGUUUAUUCACCACCACCGCCGGUUUAUUCUCCUCCACCUCCCCCUCCUUCACCGCCACCGCCGGUUUAUUCACCACCUCCACCGCCUCCGCCGGUUUAUUCUCCACCGCCGCCGCCACCGUCUCCUCCUCCGCCGUCUCCGCCACCGCCAUCACCUCCUCCACCAGUUAUGUCUCCACCUCCACCAUCACCACCACCGCCAUCACCGCCGCCGCCGUCACCUUUGCCUUACUGUGUGCGAUCGCCACCGCCUCCACCGCCAAAUUCUCCGCCGCCGCCACCGCCUUUAUAUUCCCCUCCACCACCAAGCCCUUACUACUAUAAUUCACCGCCACCUCCAUCCCCACAUUCUCCACCUCCGCCGCCUCAUUCUCCGCCUCCACCGCCGCAUUCUCCGCCUCCACCACCGGCAUACGUCUAUCCAUCACCACCUCCACCUCCAAUCUACUCCUCACCUCCUCCGCCUCACUCUCCACCUCCCCCAUCCCCUGUCCCAUGUAUAGAGCCCCCACCGCCCCCUCCUCCCUGUAUAGAGCCACCCCCACCACCAUCACCAUCACCACCACCUCCAUAUGUUUACCUGCCACCACCAUCUCCAUCACCCCCACCACCUGUUCACUACAAUUCCCCACCCCCUCCAUCGCCAUCGCCGCCUCCCCCAGUCUACUAUCCCUCUCCACCUCCGCCAUCGCCCUCACCGCCGCCCCCAGUUUACCACCAUUCACCUCCACCACCAGCAAUCACCUAUGAGAGCCCACCGCCACCGACUCCAGUAUUCCAUGGACCCUUACCUCCGGUCAUCGGGGUUUCAUAUGCUUCGCCUCCACCUCCGCCUUUCUAUUGAUUCUUUAGAGAAUUUUCCUCUAACCAGUCCUCAAGACACAAACUAUACCUACAAUUAAACUAGAUGUCAUUGCUUCAAUUGUUAUUUUCAGUCACAAUAUAUACUUCUUUGUCCACUCAUUCCUGUCCAAAACAAAGAUCAAUGUAGAGGUCAAACAACAUGGGUGCUGAGAAUGUGUAAUCUAUAUUCGAGUAUUGCUGUACCUGAUUGGAUUGUUCAGAGUUCAGACAGAGAGGGUAUGAAAGAAAAAAAGUUAGAGGAGAGGUAAGAGGAGAAUGCUCUCUCCUGAAGAUUAAUUUGCAAAUGUUGUUAUGGUUGUGGAGAAAAUAAAUUGGCUGAGAAGAAAAGAGAGUAGGUUAUCUUUCAGGGAAGUGUAUGUAUAGAUGCCAUAAUCUGGUGGAGCAGAAACCCAGUCUGCAGUGCUUGCUGCUGCUGAUUCUGGUCUCUGGAUUUCAUUGUUAUUAUCUUUUUUUCUUUCUUUCUUUCUUUUUCCUAUUAUCAUCAUACUUUUGCUUCUUCAUUUUGUUCUUCAAUUCUAUAGUAUAAUGAUGAACAUUUACUUGUAUUUUUUGCCCUCAACAUUCAGAUCAUUCCUUUCUUUCAUUA
This is a messenger RNA of Ipomoea triloba (trilobed morning glory), 3015 nucleotides long. RefSeq names its product leucine-rich repeat extensin-like protein 4. The transcript has a single exon. Gene Ontology annotation, molecular function: protein binding. Bases 217 to 2409 code for a protein of 730 amino acids. The record is from RefSeq and is a predicted model, not a curated record. NCBI's taxonomy places the organism in Eukaryota, Viridiplantae, Streptophyta, Magnoliopsida, Solanales, Convolvulaceae.